UUCUCCAAAAAUCUAUAUAUAUAAUAUAAUAUAUAUAUAUACGUGUGUAAUCACCGCACCUCUUCUACAAGUGACCCCCAAUUAGGCCUCCUCCUCGGCGUCGUCGUCGUCGUCUCCGCGAUCGAUUCGAGCUAGGGUUUGGUGGGAGAUCGAGGAGGUGGAAACCCUAACCCUAGGGAGGCGGGGGCAAAUGGCGGCGGACGUGAGCUCGGUGGCGAGGAUGCUGAGGGGGUACGCGGAGGAAGGGGAGGCGGAGAGGGAGCUCGUGACGAGGGAUUUGCUCGGCGGAGGGGGAGGGAGCGGCGCCGCCGCCGCGAUCGGGGGAGAAGAGGUCGAUCUGGACGUGAAGGUGCCGUCGGGGUGGGAGAGGAGGCUCGAUUUGAUGUCCGGUCGGACUUAUCUUACUCCUCGUCAUGUCCAUGACCUCAAUUUCCCUCCUCCUUACUACGCCGCUGCCGCCACGGCCGCUGCCGCGGAUUUCAACCUUUUCUCCCCCUCCGUCGACUCCGCCGCCGCCGCAUUCUCGAGCAGCGUGUGCACGCUCGACAAGGUGCGCUGCGCCCUCGAGCGCGCCGCCGCCGCCGCCAAUCGUGUCGGCUCCGCCUCCCCCUCGCCGUCCUCCGCCACCACAUCCACCGCCUCGCCCUCUCCGAGGCACCGCCAGUCCCCGCGCGGGGAUACGAAUACGGAGAUGCGGGCCGCCGCCUGCCCGGCGUGCCUGACCUACGUGCUCAUCGCCAGCGCCGAUCCCCGGUGCCCGCGGUGCGACUCGCACGUGCCCGCGCUCUCCGCCGCCCCGCCCCCGCAGAAGAAGCCGCGGAUCGACCUCAAUGCCGCCGCCGCCGCCGACGAAACCGACUGAGCUAGUCCUUUGUUAUUUUGAGCCUCACUCAUAUGAGCCUGCGCGCAUGCAAAUUCUUUUUGUGUGUUUGAUAUUCCAAUAAAAAUGUAUGUAUAAAUCAUUAAUAUAUAUAUAUAUAUAUAUAUAUAUAUAUAUAUAUAUAUAUAUAUAUAUAUAUAUA
Messenger RNA from Ananas comosus (pineapple), 1022 nucleotides. RefSeq lists its product as uncharacterized. NCBI's taxonomy places the organism in Eukaryota, Viridiplantae, Streptophyta, Magnoliopsida, Poales, Bromeliaceae. The transcript is spliced from 3 exons. The record is from RefSeq and is a predicted model, not a curated record. Bases 191 to 862 code for a protein of 223 amino acids.